CUCAACACAGAUAGAGCUGGAGAGGGAAGCAUAUAAAGCAGGUUGUAAAUCUGAGAGAAAGGGAAAUGGAGUCACAUUGUAAUUUUUUACCAUUGGGGCUGUACCUUUCCUUUUAGUGACAGCGCAGCAGGGACUUUCCUUUGGAGAAGGAGUAGACAUGGUGAGUAAAGAGGCAUUGGGUGGGAGGUAGCGUCAGACUGACUGAAGGAGGAGCCUGAAGAGAAGAGAGCCAGCCAAAGGGAGGGGCACAGACAGGCUUGGCAGUGUUUUGUCUUCAGCUGUGAAAGAACAACGGACAGGGAAUGACUGCAGGCUGCACAGACACUCAACUUUUUCACUUUUCACUGUCUGUCUUUCACUUCUUUUAAUUUCUUGCGGAGUGUGUCCAAAACCUCCCAGCUGACACCAUGGAUAACUUCCAGACUGUCCUGCAUUUCUUCAUGAACCAGAAAGCAACCAUUGGCUACAGUUUCAUGGCUCUCCUGACUUUAGGCGGGGAGCGAGUCUUCUCCAUGGUCUCCUUUCAGUGCCCGUGUAACCACGACCAGAACUUCGUCUACGGGCUGACUUUCCUGCUGGGCCCGGCUGCAGUGCUGCUGGUCUUUGGGCUGUUCUUCAGCACCAGGUUGUGGAGGGUCUACACUGGCUGCUGCCUCAAUCCCAUGAAGCUUUGCCCCCGUGGGAAUUGCUCCAGCUGCCUAAGGGUGUUCAUGAGCAUCUUCACUGGGGCUUGUGUGGCUCCUAUAAUGUGGCUCUCUGUGGCUCUGCUUAACGGCACCUUUUAUGAGUGUGCCGUCAGUGGUCUCGAUGAUAACAUGGUGGUGGAUCUUUUCUGUAAAAACAAGACCUUGAAGUGUCGGGAGGAGCUGGCCCGAGUGCCCUGUGAGCGGUCCAGACUAUCCAGUGAUGAGCGCAUGGAGCUGCUACUAAUGUUCAGGGCCCAGUCACAGAUACUAGGCUGGUGUAUCAUCAUUAUCGCUGCCAUCGUGGGCUUCCUGGGUACCUGCUUCACAAACUGUCGCUCCAAAGUCAGCUUCCUGCAGCUCACAUUCUGGAAACGCUAUGUGGAGAAAGAGAAGGAGCGCUUUGACGCCUUUGCGGUGGACUAUGCCACCAAGCUGGCCGAGAGAAACCUGCAGAGCUUCUUUGAGAACAAGGACCCUGAUCCGUUCCCUUUCCCCAACCACAAGGCAUGGGAGGAGAUCUCUGCACAUUACACCUUUUCCAGGAGCGAGCAGUACUACAGCACCCUGCAGCGUUACGUGGAGAGGACAGACAGGGACUUCACACCAGAGAAGAGACCUGUCAUGGACUUAGAGCAUGGAAUAGAGAUGAGCUAGAGGAGGAGGAUGUGGUCUGUGUGCCAUUUUAUUGGUGAAUAAAACACAGACAUUCAAGGAGCAGACAAGCUGUGUUGAGACUUUUAGAUACACAUAACUGCUGGUAUUUAACUCUAUGUCUAUUGUAUGUGCAAGUUUGACUCAGGAAAAGCUGUCCCAGGCUGCCUCCUCACUUACUAAGCACAUGAAAUAAUGAAGGGCAUAGCCACUAUUUUAUACACGCUAAUUCUUCUUACUUCCUGCCUAAGUAUAAAGAAAGGCAAUGUGUAAUUUUCAAGGAAUCAAGGUCUUUUAUUUGUCACACAGGGUUGCACAAUGAAAUGUAAGUUGCCGCCCCUUCAUGCUACACACACAGAACAUAUAUACAAAUAUUUCAAUUUAAAAUAGAAUAAAAUAAAAUAAAUAAAACAAUAUAUAUAGUUAUUUACAUACAUAUAUACCUAUACACAUAUAAACCCAGAAAGUAAUAUUUUUUUAAAUUUGCAUCUGGGGAAAUGUAAACAGCAACAAGAUAGUGUUGAUAAUAUGGUCAGCAAACUUGACAACUGGGAAACAUUGUCCAUCAACUGUGACUACGUUUGAGCACCAAGCAUCACUGAUGUAAACGCAGAGUCCGCCUCCCCUCGCCUUCCGGAGUCUUGCGUUUUGUGGGUGCGGAACACGGUCCGAAAUGAAAGAAUUCUAACAAGCAACUAGCAGACCUACUCCAGAAACUCAGAAAUUCAUAAUUCACACAUCAACAGGUGACUGAACAACCAAUCAAUUAAAAACUGGAGAAAAUCCAAAUUACCCUGACUGACUUCAGGUAGACAGCAUACUAACUCAAUAGCUUCAGCGUCUAGGCAAUUCACCUACAGAAGAUAAUACAACCUUUCCAUGUGAUAUAAUGUCCCACUGCAUUUGUUGCUGUGAUGGUCAUUUUGUUAGUCUGUUGACAGAACUGGAGCUGAAGUCAUCAGCAACACUGACAAACUAGCUAACUCUCCCGGUUGUUUCAUUCACAUGAUGUUGAUAUGAUGUUCUUUCUAUUGUUUGUUGUGGGGACUUCAGAGUUUCUUUUCUAGAAAUGUGUCCAUUCACAGAUACGCAGUGACAUGACAGUGACUUUGUCUGACCGUUUGAUAAUUACUUUACCACUACAUUUAGUAUUUUUUUAAAUCCUGGCUACGGCCCUGGUUGGGUUUUUGAUAAAUAAUUGUCAACCUAAAAACUGACAAAGUGUAUUAAAUGCAAAAAGUAAACUUAAA
Molecule: messenger RNA, 2587 nt
Organism: Siniperca chuatsi (mandarin fish)
Lineage: Eukaryota; Metazoa; Chordata; Actinopteri; Centrarchiformes; Sinipercidae
Product: calcium homeostasis modulator protein 5-like
Exons: 2
Coding region: 408-1340 (310 amino acids)
Molecular function (GO): monoatomic cation channel activity
Source: RefSeq, a predicted model, not a curated record